GGCGCGUCCUACGAUCUAUCCUCUACCAUAUUCCCUAUUUUCACCUGACACAAACACAAAAUCGUACGCACUGAAAACCUAGAGAAAAAUACAAAGCAUCAAGGAGACCGUUCUUUCGUUCGAUUAUACGCGUGAAGAUAUUUGGUGAAGCUUUCGUUCGCAACAUCUCUGUGAAAUGUAAACGAAUAUCUUUCCAAGAUGACAACGACGCGGGAGAAGAGUUUUGACAAAGAUGAGAGCAGAGGCAAGGAAGAUUAAAAGAGACGAUGGGAGAGCAGUUAGAAAGAACUGAAAUAUAAUUUUGAAACGUUCGUCGAAAAGAAAAUCGAAUCAGAAUGAGCAAGGAGGGAAACAGCGAAGAAACUCCUCAGGAAGGAGCUGGUGGUGGUGAAACAUCGAAAAAAGACGAUAUCUAUGAAACUGGAAGGUCGAAAAAGAUAGUACGUUUAAUCACUGUGAUGGCUUAUAUGUUCUCUGUAAGUUUCGUAGCCAUAGUUUUGAGUGGGUAUUACUUAUUUCUUUGGGAACCACCUAAUCCCAGACUUUUACGAAGACCGGUUCACUUGUUGGCCGAACCAGAAAUGGAACGCUUAUCAGGCGAUCCGCCGUAUGCGGAAAAUGAAUUGUACAAGCCCCAAAUGCUCUCUGGUCGUACUGCUGACAAGGAUAAUCUUGCCGAUAAUUACGAUUCCGCGAAGAAACGUGAAAAGAUGGACGAAUCUAUGUUUCUAUUGAGACACUCUUUGGUAGAGUUUCUGCAAAAUAGAGUCAACGAUUCAAAAUAUUACGACGAGUACAUCACGUCGAAAAGUCGGAGAGCUUCAAAGUUUUUUAAUCGCACUUCGUUAUUCGCUGAAAGAGAAAUGUCAAACUCGACGGACGAAACAAACGAAAAAGCUGUAAGACGAUCCUCGGAAAUUCUGAAUCGUACGUUCGAUAAUAAUAGUACAACCUUAACAUUGAACUCUUCGACUAUUUCUGGAGAUGAAACGAAUAAUAAUCGUUUAACGAGUACCAGAAAGAAUUCUAUGCACCCGGCGUCGCCUGAAAGCGUAUUUGAAUCGAGCCGUAAUUUCACACAAGACACGGCUACUAAUCGAGAGAAAUAUAAAAAGAUCGUGUUCACUGGUUCCAAGGCGAAAACAGAAACGUGGAAUAAAAAAAGUGUAAAGACGACGGGACUGAGAAGAAGCAGAGAAAAUGUUGAAACGCAAAGAAACAGAAAGGACGUUGAACAAGAGGUCCACUUAAAUGAUCAAUCAACCACGUUACAUUCUCAACAUAAUUUCGAACUUGCCGAUCGUCCGCAACAUCCUGAUCGAUCAAACGAAUCACCUACGGAAUUGGCGAACUUUGCGCUAAAGUUCAAAGAAACGCAGGCAAAAAAGACGACAAAAUUGGUGACCGCGACAGAUGAACAAAGUCCUACACAGGAGAUCGUAACUGCCGAACAACAAGAGAAUAAUCUGAUAACUAUUUCAACGGAAAGUGCUGAUACAUCCUCGAGUGCGUCGCCGCUAACAAUGUCCGAGGAUUUGCAACAAACUAAUGCGAGUAUAGAGACGAAAGAGACAUCUACCAAAAUACAUUCUAAGAUUAAUCAGACUUCCUAGAAGAGUAAGAGAGAAAAAAAGAAAGGAAGAUUAAAAGAGGAAGAAGCGAUUGUUACAGUCAACACCUUUAGAUUUGUUUUAUAGCAUUAAUGUACCAAUCUAGUUAACAUUGACAGAAAUGUUCCAGGAAUACUUUUCAAAUGAGAUAAUAUUUCUAUUAUUUAUGUAAAUCGCGAUAAUUGAUUUGACAACAUGCGAUAAGGAUUAAUUUUGACACUGCAAAAUUAUACGAUUGAAACGAAGAGACAGACAGACGAUUACCGUGAAUAAAAUCGUUUGGAGUAACGAAAAUUGUAUCUCUUUCCAUUAAUUUUUCAAGUGUAUAUCGAGAAAUAAA
Habropoda laboriosa is the source of this 1950-nucleotide messenger RNA. RefSeq lists its product as uncharacterized. Lineage: Eukaryota; Metazoa; Arthropoda; Insecta; Hymenoptera; Apidae. Bases 336 to 1613 code for a protein of 425 amino acids. The transcript is spliced from 2 exons. The record is from RefSeq and is a predicted model, not a curated record.